GGUGCAGGACUGCAGCUGAGCGCUAUUCCAUGCAGGGUUCCCAGUAUAUUGGUGGUGCUGGACUGCAGCUAAAAUUGUAAUUCCAUUAUACACAACUUUAUAAGGCUGGAGUCACACGUGCAGUUUAUGUGGCAUUUUAUUUAGCUAGAAAGAGGCGUUAAUUCUAAAGGAGUGGGAAAUAUAUACAGGACUUUUAGCAUGUGUUUCCAUCGCAUUGGAAAUAUUAUACAUUUUUCAACUUCAAUUUUUCAAAUCCAUUUUUUAUCCUUACAGAAACCCCCGGUAAGAACUUCAUGUUAUUACUGGAUUAUAAAGAAGAAGAUGAAGAUAUCCUGUCACACUCUCCAGGAGAAAUCUACUAUACCUGUAAUGUUUAUCCAGGACCUCACAGUGCAGAUCUGUCAGAUAAUCCUCCUAAUCAUGAGGAAUCUUCUCCUGAUCGAUCACAGAUUGUUACCACAAGUGCGGGGCAGAAAGGGGGCAAAAGGUUUCAGUGUGGGGAAUGUGGAAAACAGUUUACUUACAGCUCAGGUCUUUUUACUCACAGAAGAAUUCACACUGGAGAGAAGCCAUAUUCAUGUUCCAAAUGUGGGAAAUGUUUUACAGGUAAAUCAAGCCUUAUUACACAUGAGAGAAUUCACACAGGGGAGAAACCGUAUUCAUGUUCAGUAUGUGGGAAGUGCUUUGCAGAAAAAUCUAGUUUUCUUAUACAUGAAAGAAUUCACACAGGAGAGAAGCCAUAUUCAUGUAAAGAAUGUGGGAAAUGUUUUCCAAAAAAGUCCCAUCUUGUAACACAUGAAAGAAGUCACACAGGAGAGAAGCCGUAUUCAUGUUCAGUAUGUGGGAAAUGUUUUACUAAUAAAUCAUAUCUUGUUACACAUCGGAGAAGUCACACAGGAGAGAAGCCAUAUUCGUGUUCAGUGUGUGAAAAAUGUUUUACAGAAAAAUCUAAUCUUAUUACGCAUGAAAGAAUUCACACAGGGGAAAGGCCAUAUCCAUGUUUAGAAUGUGGGAAAUGUUUUACAAAUAAAUCCCAUCUUGUUUCACAUGAGAGAAUUCACACAGGAGAGAAACCAUUUUCAUGUUUAGAAUGUGGGAAAUGUUUUACAAAUAAAUCAUAUCUUGUUACACAUCAGAGAAGUCACACAGGAGAGAAGCCGUAUUCAUGUUCACUAUGUGGGAAACGUUUUACAGAAAAAUCAAGUCUUGUUACACAUCAGAGAAUUCACACAGGGGAGAAGCCGUAUUCAUGCUCACUAUGCGGGAAAUGCUUUACAGAUAAAGCAAAUCUUGUUAGACAUGAGAGAAGUCACACAGGAGAGAAGCCAUAUUCAUGUUCAGAAUGUGGGAAAUGUUUUAUUACUAAAACCAAACUUAGGAUUCAUCAGAAAAGUCACGCAGGAGAGAAAUCAUUUUAAUGCUCCAUAGUUCUGCAGAUAUUUAAUGGGCAAAAACAGGGUUUCUUUUUGAGUGGACCUAUUGUGGAUCUACCGAAUUAUACUGGGUGAUUCAAAAAGAAUAGUUAAAGUAAACAAAUUAUGCUGUUGAAAAAUGUAAACUGAACUCUGAUUGGAUGCUAUUGACAACAAAGUCAGUUUUCUUUUAGACAGAUUUUAGGAAUCUCUCCCAUAGUUUACUUUAAACCUGUAUAAACAAGGUGAAAGGUUUAAGAUGGUGACAUUACAGCAAGAAAAAAGACAAGAACGUUGUCUGCUGUGAUGGGACAGUGACAUUUUCCGGUAAUUGUGCUUUGCAUCGAAAAUGCAUUUAACAUUGAGUGAAUCAAUUCGAAACCACUGGUUGUUUAUGUCAUAGAGAAGUCCAGGCCACCCAAGGAAGUGAACAGGAUUCGAGCCAUGUAUGGGCAAAGUUCUAGAAAGUUGACCAAGCUGACUAGUAUGGAACAACAAAUGCCACAAACAUCAUGGUGUAUCUUCCAAAAACAUCUGCUUUGUAAGCCAUACUGACUACAGAUUCUUCAGGACGACAAACUGAAAUGCUGUGAUUUUUGCAUUGACUCGGAGGGCUGAUUGGAAGUGGACGAAUUUGCUGCCAGGAUUGUGAUGAGAGUUGAGGCUACCUUUCACUUCAGAUGGAAGGUUAGUUGUCACAACAUUACAAAAAGACAGUAGAGGAAGAGUAUGGUGGAUAUUAGGAAGUGAAGAAGAGCCUUGUUUACUGUUAGAGCAGUUAAACACCCAGUUAUCCCAGUUCUCUCUUCUCUGCACUGGUGAGGGGCAAUCAACCUGAAACAGCUGUCUGCAGAUAAAACACUGGCUUAUUUAAUAUCCGAGUCAUGUCUCAAGGCCUAUUUUAAAGGGUUGGACAUUGACUUAUAGGAUAGCUGCCUUACAUCUGGUGGCGUCAGAGGCGGAGCUUGUUAAGGGCUCAUUUCCUUCCCUUUCUUUACUGUUAGAGCAGUGAUGCUGAAUUGUUCCUGUGAAUUCAAACAUUCUUCAUGGAUUCUUGUGAAAUGUUCUUCUUCUUUCCAUAGCAGAUUGUUCCAGAAGUCCUUUUGUUUGCCUAGUUGUUCAUGGGCAAAACUCACGCUCUCUGAAUUUAGGUUUAGUAGACAUCAGUAGUGGUGGCGGCUGCUGCAUAUUGUCUCGUGUAGAUGGUUUUCAGUGGAAUGACCGAUAUCCAGUUGUGUGGCCAUCUUCACUUUGUAGACUAACACUUCAUGAUGGGCUCAGGAUCUAGACAUGGUGACGUCACACCUUUCAUCUACAAAGAGCCAAUCGAAGGUUGAGAUUUAGGUUAGACACAGUCCUUCUAGAAUAUACUUGCACACUGCGGGUUUGUCACUGAAAUGUCUGUAUCGGUCUCAUUCAUCUGAAUGUGUCUUGCAGCAGAAACAACCCCAUUUAGAUGUGUGGAACAGAAUUUCUGCUACAAAUCGGCUGUGUGAAUAUGCCCUAACAAUGGCCUGAUCCACUGGUAUUUAAUUGGCGGACUGCAAAGCGUGUGGCAGGGUUCACAUGUGACCCCAGCAGACCCUCUGACUCCCCACCUGACACAGCAUCUUAUAGAUGGACAGGAAGUCAGUUUCUGAAUUCAUUCCUUUGAGACUCACAUUUAGGCUUCUAUAUCAUAGGAAUGAAUGGAUAAAAUGACCCCCUGCCAACACAGACGAUGCUUUGUCAGGUGGAGAGUCAUUGACCCCCUGCCCACAGAUAAGGCGCUGUGUCAAGUGGAGAGUCGUUGUCUCCCUGUCCACAGAGAAGACACGCUGUGUCAGAUGGAGAGUAUUGACCCCUGUCCACAGAUAAGACACUGUGUCAGGUGGAGAGUUAUUGACCCCCUGCCCACAGAUAAGGCGCUGUGUCAGGUGGAGAGUUAUUGACCCCCUGUCCACAGAGAAGACACUGUGUCAGGUGGAGAGUUAUUGACCCCCUGCGCACAGAUAAGACGCUGUGUCAGGUGGAGAGUCAUUAUGACACUUCAGAAGACCAGAAAGGAGCGGAUACCUCACAGCUACAGCCAUUGCCCCACGGCGACUACGUGACCACCCAGUCUAAGGUACUGCAGU
Molecule: messenger RNA, 3529 nt
Organism: Bufo gargarizans (Asiatic toad)
Lineage: Eukaryota; Metazoa; Chordata; Amphibia; Anura; Bufonidae
Product: gastrula zinc finger protein XlCGF17.1-like
Exons: 1
Coding region: 294-1418 (374 amino acids)
Source: RefSeq, a predicted model, not a curated record